CUUGUUGGCGGGGUAAUGGAAUCAUCCAUACAUGCGAGCAGGAUGUAACAGUGGCACUUCAACCCCACGUCAUAUUGAAACGUACACUUACCUCCCAAACAUCCCCGAAAGAAGUCUAGCAGGUUGUCGAAAUGGAGCCUGUAACAGCAUUGGGCCUUGCCGCUGCGACAAUACAGCUGGUCGACUUUACCCACCGUGUUCUGCGGACGACGAACGAGAUCUGCAAGGAUGGCAAGGCUGUGGACAUCGACACCUUGCAAAACACUACGUAUGACCUGAAGAAGUUGUCAGUCCAGGUGCAGAAACGCCAGAAGGUCGAACAACUUCAAGACCCCGAUCUUGAUAUGAUAGCGAGCGGUUGCCAAGACGUUGCUAAAGAACUCCUAGAUGGUCUUACGAAGUUGACGCGAGGGCCCGGCCGUCAAAAUACGUGGUCGGCUAGUCUCGUGAUAGCGUUUCGAACUAUCAUGGCGAAGGACAGGAUAGAGGCGAUGUCGAAAAGGCUAGAGAGCUAUCGGGCUCAGAUGCACCUACGGAUGGUCAACUCGCUGGUCACAAAACUCGAUCUACAUAGUACCGAAACCAGGGAGCAGUUCCUUGCUAUCGGACGAAAGCUAGACCCUCCAAGGCUCUCCGAUAAUUCACAGACAUGUACACCGCAUGUUGUUGACCACCCUUUAGAGUCUCACACUGGUAACCUACAGACAGAAAAUCUGUCCGAAAAGCUCUUACAGGCGCUCAGCUUCGAGACACAUGAUCUACGUGAAGAAAUGAUUGCCAAUCAUCAUAUUUCGACAUUUCGCUGGGUACUGUCGGAUAGUACCGAGAAGGCUGAGUGGUACCAUCUACCCCCAUGGUUGCGGAGCAAUGAGAAGAUCUACUGGAUCCAUGGAAAGCCAGGAUCAGGAAAGUCAACACUCAUGAAAUACAUCGCCAACGAGCCUAAGACAGCGUCUUUGCUCAGGGACUGCAGCGAUAGCAGGGUUCUUGUUCUGGCCUCACACUACUUCUGGCUGACCGGGUCGCCUCUCCAGCAAUCCAGGAUUGGACUACUACGGUCUUUGCUGAAGCAAAUACUUCUAUGUCACCCAUCUUUAAUCCAUGACGUAUACCCCUUCUUGGAGAAAGACCUUGCAGGACAAAUGACAGGGCCUGAACAUGUCUCAGGCUUCCGUAUGAGUAGGCUCCAAGCUUCUUUAGAGUCUGUAUUUCAUAAGAGGAGUGCAACUCAUCGCUUCUGUUUCUUCAUUGAUGGUCUUGACGAAUGCGGAGACGACCAUGAUGAACUUGCGGAGUGGCUAGAACAAUUGUGCCAGCACAACUCUAAUAUGAAGCUAGUGCUCUCAAGUCGAUCCUGGAACGUUUUCGAGGAUGCCUUUGGGUCAUAUGCUAGCAUGAAAAUGCAGGACCUCACGCGCCCAGAUAUCGAGAGGUAUGUUGCUUCCAAGCUUGAAAGGAGCCGAGGCAUGAAAAUUCUUCUUCUGGCACACCCUGGAGCUGCUGAAGUCUUCAAGAGUCUCAUAUGCACAAGGGCCGAUGGGGUCUUCCUCUGGGUAUCCUUAGCAGUGGACUCUCUACUCAGAGGCUUCUCAAAUUCUGAUUCACUCGAGCAAUUGACACAAAGGGUAGAGUCUCUGCCAAAAGAGAUUGAAGGCUUAUACUCUAUGAUAUUCGACUCCAUCGAUCCCAUGUACCGAUGUAGCGCUGCUAGACUACUCCUUGUCAUGCUGGAAGUUUCAGACUUAGAGUCAAUCAGUGUUUGCUUUUUGACCGAAACUUCGAUGGAAACGGCCAUGGAUGCCACCAUAGAAGAUCUAACGUAUAAGGAUGUACUCAUCUACGACGAGACUGCACAGAGACGAUUGGAUGCUUACACCAGAGGUCUGCUAGAGUUAUCCAAGUCAAGCGACUUAUCCAGCUCAACGCGGUGCAAACGUGUGUUGUUCAUUCACCGAAGCUUUGCAGAUUUCUGCCGAACGGACCCGUUCCUUGCGAUAUUGCUGAAGGAUUCCGGAGAGGAUUUCGACCCACACCAUGCGAUGAUGUGCGCCAAACUAAUGCAGUUAAAGAAGAAUAUCUGGCUUUCCAACGACCACAACCAGCCAAGGGCUCUGGGAUCUGUGCUGACCUCUUUGUGGCAUCAUGCCCGGAAGACCCAGAAGCCAAUUCAAUCACGUUCAUCUAUUCUUGAAGAGACUGAAGAGACCCUCAAAGUUAUCAUGGGAUCUGAUCGGAUGCAGAAUCGUCUUAAGCAUAAAGAGGCCAGGGGCACCGCUGCGAAUACUUUACUGGAAGUAAACGAAAUUAAAGCAGAUCGAGGACUCCAGAUCUAUUUCCGAUUGAACUUUCACGAAUCAUAUUCUGGGCUACACGAGAGGUUCCCGUUCUUACUCACUGCUAUCAAUUUACGCGACCCAGAGUACGCCGUGUAUCGAGUAAUCCGUGAUCCAAGCAUGUCGUUUGCAGACAAAGUCUCACUUGUAGACGAUAUUCUCGUGGUAGGACUAGGUCAUGAGACAUAUCGCGACAGACAAAUGGAUGUUAGACAUAUUUUAGGUGACAUUGAAGUGCAGAUAGAGGCCUUAAAAGGUCUGCUCACGGAUAUCUCCAAGACACGAGCCGGAACGGAUUAUAUCUCGACGCUCUGGCGAGGACUUGUGAGCAAUAUGUUCGCUUAUCUUCUCGAGAGUGUCGACGCAAGAAGUCCGGUCCUGCUCUAUCUCGCCAUAAUGUACCUUUUACUUCAUCCUACGUUCGGACUAGGUCAUGAAGAUUGGGAAUUUCGUCCAAUUAAAGUAGGCUGGAUGCUUCACGAAAGGCGACGGGCUUAUUUACUUGAGGCAGCUUUGGAGAUUGAAGGGAAAAUAUCUGCUGUUAGCGCGCUUGGUAUUUUCGAGCAUGAAUACCCAGUGUAUGUGGCUAAGCGGUAUAAAGUGUGGAACAUCUCCGCAUUAUGGACUACAGAAUACAAGGAGCGUUUUGAAGCGAGCAUGGAAAUGGUACAGACCCGCCUUCAGGAACGCAUGAAUGAGACACACGUGUCAGACUCGACCGUGACAUGAGACCAUUGCCCUUCUCACAAGGCCUUGCUGUGACGACUAAAGAUGCUAAGCUACAAUUCCGGGCUAUCUCAAAGGAAAUGGAGGAAUCGAAAUGAGACCUUAUAGCGAUCAUGAUGUACUAUAGUUCUAAUACUAUAGCAGAACUUCAUAUACUCACUCUCAACUAGGAAUCAAUCAUACAACGUUACAUCACUUAUAGAAGUAGAUGGCACGGCAAAAGUCUACAUAUACCCCUGGAAUCUUGAAUAGCUUAGGACAAAUGUACUAACAAGUAGAUUCUAGUUGCUUCUAAUACUUUUACUAUGUGGAGAGAUGAAGCCUACGAGUCUUAGGAGUACAAAAUCUAUACUUUCGAGUGGAGGUAGUACAAUCCUACUUUAGUUGACUCAGGGCUGUAAAGCGGUUAUCUACCAUCUCUCUGUAUAGUAUCGAAUGUCGCAAGGAGAAACUGAUGAUCUCAGGCACAGAGGUCCUUCUCAAGGCGGAUUAAUGUAUC
Molecule: messenger RNA, 3558 nt
Organism: Pseudovirgaria hyperparasitica
Lineage: Eukaryota; Fungi; Ascomycota; Dothideomycetes; Acrospermales; Acrospermaceae
Exons: 2
Coding region: 132-3062 (976 amino acids)
Source: RefSeq, a predicted model, not a curated record